Molecule: messenger RNA, 2589 nt
Organism: Aspergillus affinis
Lineage: Eukaryota; Fungi; Ascomycota; Eurotiomycetes; Eurotiales; Aspergillaceae
Product: Hsp70 protein-domain-containing protein
Exons: 9
Coding region: 1-2589 (862 amino acids)
Biological process (GO): vesicle-mediated transport; cellular response to unfolded protein; protein refolding
Cellular component (GO): cytosol; plasma membrane; cytoplasm
Molecular function (GO): ATP-dependent protein folding chaperone; ATP hydrolysis activity; ATP binding
Source: RefSeq, a predicted model, not a curated record
AUGUCGGACGAGGUUUACGAAGGCGCCAUUGGCAUUGACCUUGGCACGACCUACUCCUGCGUUGCCAACUAUGAGGGCACCAACGUUGAGAUCAUUGCCAACGAGCAGGGUAGCUACACGACGCCGUCUUUCGUGUCUUUCACCGACAAGGAGCGUUUGAUCGGUGAGGCCGCCAAAAACCAGGCUGCUAUGAACCCCCAGAACACCAUCUUCGAUAUCAAGCGUCUGAUCGGUCGGCGGUACGAAGACCCCAUUGUCAAGAAAGAUGUUGAAUCCUGGCCGUUCAAGGUCGUCGACCAGGGUGGAAACCCCGUCGUGGAGGUCGAAUACUUGGGAGAGACCAAGAGAUUCUCCCCCCAGGAAAUCUCCUCCAUGGUUCUGAUGAAGAUGAAAGAGGUUGCCGAGACCAAGCUCGGAAAGAAGGUCGAGAAGGCUGUCAUUACCGUCCCUGCCUACUUCAACGACAACCAGCGUCAGGCGACGAAGGAUGCCGGUGCCAUCUCUGGCCUCAACGUCCUCCGUAUCAUCAACGAGCCCACUGCCGCCGCUAUCGCCUAUGGUCUCGGCUCUGGAAAGUCUGACAAGGAGCGUAAUGUCCUGAUCUACGAUCUGGGUGGUGGUACUUUCGAUGUGUCUCUUCUGAACAUCCAGGGUGGUGUUUUCACCGUCAAGGCUACUGCUGGUGACACCCACCUUGGUGGACAAGAUUUUGACACCAACCUUCUUGAAUUCUUUAAGAAGGAGUUCCAGCGGAAGACCGGCAAGGACCUCUCGGGUGAUGCCCGGGCUCUGCGCCGCCUGAGAACCGCUUGCGAGCGUGCCAAGCGUACCCUCUCUAACGCUACGCAGACGACUGUUGAGAUUGACUCUCUGUUCGACGGAGAAGAUUUCAACUCUUCUGUCACCCGUGCUCGUUUCGAGGAUCUGAAUGCCAAGUCUUUCUCUGGUACCUUGGAGCCCGUGCAGCAGGUCCUUAAGGACUCUGGCCUCGAGAAGAGCGCUGUCGACGAGAUUGUCCUCGUUGGUGGUUCCACUCGUAUUCCCCGUAUCCAGAAGUUGCUCAGUGAUUUCUUCGACGGCAAGAAGCUGGAGAAGAGCAUCAACCCUGACGAGGCCGUUGCCUACGGUGCUGCCGUCCAGGCUGGUAUCCUCUCCGGAAAGGCCUCUUCCGCCGAAACUCAGGACCUGCUGCUGCUGGAUGUUGUCCCGCUGUCCCUGGGUGUCGCUAUGGAAGGCAACAUUUUUGCCCCUGUCGUGGCUCGUGGCCAGACUGUCCCUACUAUCAAGAAGCGUACUUUCACCACUGUCGUGGAUAACCAAACCACUGUUCAGUUCCCCGUGUUCCAGGGUGAGCGUACCAACUGUGCCGACAACACUUCGCUCGGAGAGUUCACUCUGGCUCCCAUCCCCCCCAUGAAGGCCGGAGAGGCUGCUCUGGAGGUUGUGUUCGAAGUCGAUGUCAACGGAAUCUUGAAGGUUACCGCCACGGAGAAGUCCUCCGGUCGUACCGCCAACAUCACCAUCUCCAACGCUGUCGGCAAGCUUUCCACCACUGAGAUUGACCAGAUGAUCGAUGAUGCCGCCAAGUUCAAGUCCAGCGACGAGGCCUUCACCAAGAAAUUCGAGUCCCGCCAGCAGCUCGAGUCCUACAUCUCGCGCGUGGAGGAGAUCGUCUCCGACCCCACCAUGUCUCUCAAGCUGAAGCGGGGUAACAAGGAGAAGAUCGAGUCUGCCCUCAGUGACGCCAUGGCCCAACUCGAGAUCGAGGACUCCACGCCCGAGGAUCUCAAGAAGAAGGAACUUGCUCUUAAGAGACUCAUCACCAAGGCUAUGGCUACCCGUCUGCUGGUACCACAUCUGCGACAUGAACCGAUUCAACACAAGGGAGUUGUGUCGAGCCCGUUUCAAAGCUUCUCGAGUACCUCGUUGCUGCUCAAGAAGAAGGACCGGGGCAAAAGCAACUCAGCUGCAGAAUCCGAAGGGAAUCCGUCAAAGUCAGCAGGGACACCUGAGGAUCCAUCCGACCUCUCCCAUUUGCAGGAGGGAAUUGUAGCCGCCGUGUCCCGACUCAAGGAUGAACUCUCCAAGCUUCGCAUAGGUGGCAGGCUCGGCACUGAUGCCAUUGAGAGCCUACGGGUUCAAAUCAGCAAAGGAAGCAAGGAAAUGGUGAAACUAGGGGAUCUGGCGCAAGUUUUUCCUAAAAGUGGUCGGUUGGUAGCCAUCCUGGUCUCCGAAGAAAAGCAUAUAAAACCAAUCACCUCCGCUAUUGUUUCCUCCGACUUGUCUUUGACCCCACAGCCCGAUCCCCAUAAUACUCUUCAGCUUAACGUGCCCAUUCCACCCCCUACCAAGGAGUCUCGUGACAAAACCGUCAUAGCGGCGAAGUCCGCGAUGGAAAAAGCCAUUGCUGCAAUCCGUGAAUCGCGAGGUGUUGUACAUAAACGCCUGCAGGAUAUGCAAAAAAAGAAAAUCGCUCGCCCGGACGAUACCCGCAAAGCCCAGGAUCAGAUGGAAAAACUAACAGAAAAGGGACAAAAAGAGUUGAAGGAUCUUUUUGAGGCAGCGAAGAAGGGCAUGGAACGUUUAUGA